Microdochium trichocladiopsis is the source of this 618-nucleotide messenger RNA. RefSeq lists its product as uncharacterized. The record is from RefSeq and is a predicted model, not a curated record. The coding region runs from base 1 to 618 and encodes 205 amino acids. The transcript has a single exon. Lineage: Eukaryota; Fungi; Ascomycota; Sordariomycetes; Xylariales; Microdochiaceae.
AUGAUUGAGCGUGUCAUCGUUGCGCUUGACCGCUACCUCAUGUUGGACACCGCCUGGGAUAUCCGGACGGCCUGGCUUGAAAAGGCUCGUUCGAGGCCAAUAACAGAUCUUGCCGCCAUUGACGAGAUGGUGGCAUUGGGCGCAGGAGAGAGAGAAAUCCAGAGUCGCAUAGACAGCCUGUAUGCUCGGUGGUUCGCUACUACAGGGAACUCCGACCCUUUGACCGGAACAGACACUGUUCUCAUCAUACCUGCUCUAGAAGAGAAGCAUGCAUCAGAUCAAAAGAAAACAGCCGACAUAUCAGCACUUUCCCGCAAUUUCGGGGUCGAAUAUGCUGACUUUCUCGCCAUGCCACUUGGAACCGAGGAGCAGCCUACUUGGGGUUGCGGCGCCAUGGACUACAGCCAAGUGUGUCACCAGAAUCAGGUAAAUGCGGUCUGGGCUGAGCUGCGACACCGUGGAUAUGCGGAUCCAAGGAACUUCUUCGACCUGGCUCGACUGGAGGCGUCUCCCAUAUCAACCUAUAUCGACGAACUGUACUAUUGGAACCCAAUCUACGCGAUGAUCGGUCAGGAUCAUGAAACAUGUGAGAUCGACGCGGUCUACACCGAGAGAUAA